AUAUCAGUACCACUAGCAAAUAAGUGAAUAUCAUUUCUCCAUACAUACACAUUCGGAAGACAAUGGGUUCCAAUGUUUCAGUUUCAUCUGUGCAUGAUGUUCAUUCAUCAAUGGAAACCAACAAUGGAUUGGUUGUGGAAAUCGAAUCAAGAAGACAAUGGAAAUCUCUCUUCGAUUCCAUGAAAGGCUCAAACAAAUUGCUAGUAAUUGAUUUUACAGCUGCAUGGUGUGGGCCUUGUAAAGCAAUGGAACCUAGAGUUAAGGAGAUUGCUUCAAAGUACCCAGAAGCUGUGUUUUCUAGGGUUGAUGUGGAUAGGCUAAUGGAUGUGGCUGGGACAUAUAGAGCUAUUACACUUCCAGCUUUUGUUUUUGUGAAGAGAGGAGAAGAGAUUGAUAGGGUUGUUGGAGCCAAACCUGAUGAGCUCGUGAAGAAGAUUGAAAAACAUAGGGUUUAAGAUUAGUUUUUCCCCUUACAAAACAAAAGAUUAUACUUUUGAAUGCGUGUUGUGAAUUGAUUGUUUGAAGUUGAGUUUUUGGUUUGUUGUUUUCUGAAAAAAAUAUAACAAUGGUAGUGUG
This is a messenger RNA of Arabidopsis arenosa, 576 nucleotides long. The record is from the annotation of a GenBank genome assembly. Lineage: Eukaryota; Viridiplantae; Streptophyta; Magnoliopsida; Brassicales; Brassicaceae.